Molecule: messenger RNA, 459 nt
Organism: Aspergillus ibericus CBS 121593
Lineage: Eukaryota; Fungi; Ascomycota; Eurotiomycetes; Eurotiales; Aspergillaceae
Product: carbonic anhydrase
Exons: 3
Coding region: 1-459 (152 amino acids)
Molecular function (GO): zinc ion binding; carbonate dehydratase activity
Source: RefSeq, a predicted model, not a curated record
AUGGCAAAGCUGAUAGCGUCUUUGCACGCAGUAUCCUGCUGCGAUCCUCGCUGUGUUCCGGAGCACUUCUUUAACCUGAGACCAGGUGAGGUCGUUGUCCACCGCAAUGCGGGUGGGAACAUUCGACCGGCCAUCCGCGACAUCAUCAUCCUAGACACACUCGUCAGGUUGGAUGAAGUGAUCAUCGUCCACCACACCGACUGCGGCACCCUCCGCUUCACGGACCAGCAGCUCCGUGAUGCAUUGAAAGCGCGCGUGGACAAGACGCACUGGGACGAAAUUGAUGGAAUGGAGUUUGGAGAGUCUUCCGAUGUCAUUGAAAGCGUCAAGGAAAACCUCAAUUGGUUCCAGGCCAGUCCGCUGAUCAGGGAUGGGCUAAAGCAGCGCACGCAGGGGUUUGUGUAUGAUAUCAAGACCGGCAGGGUGGCGAAGGUGGAUGGGGCUGGAUUGCUGCCAUAA